Haliotis rufescens (red abalone) is the source of this 2315-nucleotide messenger RNA. RefSeq names its product heparanase-like. Gene Ontology annotation, cellular component: extracellular matrix; membrane. Bases 1199 to 2299 code for a protein of 366 amino acids. The record is from RefSeq and is a predicted model, not a curated record. Lineage: Eukaryota; Metazoa; Mollusca; Gastropoda; Lepetellida; Haliotidae. Gene Ontology annotation, molecular function: hydrolase activity, acting on glycosyl bonds. The transcript is spliced from 9 exons.
UAUUGGUGUGUGCGGCGUUACAAACAACAACAAACCAACAAACUUAGGUCUUGAAUGUUGCAACAUUGAACGAAUAGAACAAAUUUUGAAUCCAAUGACGCUCUUUAAAAUAUGGGUGAAAUCUGGGAUUGUACCUCUAAAGUUGAGAAAAGUCGAUACCGAAGGCUGAAGUUGUUGGAAUAUUGCUCGAAAUGUAGGACAAGUUGUUGGCUGGACAGUUGAAGUCUUGUGGAUAUAUUUUUGUCACUCUGUAGCUUUAUGUUUGAAAGAGUAUCCAUUCCACAUCAAGCUGACACCUUAUAUAUAUUUAGUUAUUUUCAUGAUAUAGCAAAACGGUCGAACAAUUGUUGCAAUGUUCGCGUAGAACACAACACAUACACCAAACAUUGUAAUCAGUAUCCUAGCUUAUCCAGCCCAGAAAAUGCCUAAUCUCGUAGAAGAACCUGGACCAUUUCACUGUCACAUGUUUGUUCGGAGCCCGAUUCAGGAUACCGUAACCUACAGUUAUAACAAACUCAAAUGGACCACAACUUUAAGUUCGUUAUAACCGUCUUUCGUUAAAAACAUACAUACAUCUAGGCAGUAAACGCUGGGGACCAAAAAUUAUGUUCGUAAUAUCCGUGAGUUCGUUAUAAGCGUAUUCUACUGUACAUGGCGUUGAGAUAGCCAUCAUGCAUGCGACAUAAGUAAUGGGUAAAAGUGAUGUAUCAAAGUAGACUGGUUAUACACUAAAGUAUGUACUUACUCAUCGGUGUCUAGUGCCAUAGCAAAGCUACGGAUGCUAUUAUCGGUAUAGCAAUUGUUUCUUCACGAUAUUUACAGCUUCUUAUUUGACCGGGCUGUCGGGUAGGCUGGUGGUAAGUUAAAGAGUCAUGCUGAAGGUCCCGGUUUGUUUCGAAACAUGGGUACCAUGUGUGAAACUUAUUUCUGGUGUCCCCGUCGUGAUGUUGCAAGAGUAUUGCUUAAAGACGCAUAAAAUAUAACUCACUAAGGCACUAUAAUUUGAACAUCAGUAUAUUUUCAAGAACUUCCCUGUUUUAACAGCUCUCCAAAACUGCUGGCUCUAGGAAAAGCUUUAGCACCGGGGUAUCUGAGAAUCGGAGGCUCAUCAGUGGACGCCAUGGUGUUUGACCCGACUCACAAUAUAGCCACUGGGUAGCAGUUCCAACUCCCAGUAAACACCUGGGAUGAUCUCAACAUGUAUGUUCACAAGAUUGGGCUAAAACUGGUGAUUGGUCUCAACCUGAUGCUCCGCGAUGGAACUAAGUGGAACCCAUCAAAUGCUAAGCAGUUGCUCAAGUAUUCCUCUGACAAAGGAUACACUUUUGCAGGGAUUGAACUGGGAAAUGAACCAAACUUGUACUAUCGUCACUGGAAUACUACUGUCAGUGAUGUUCAGCUGGGAAGCGACUACAAGGAACUAAAACAAGUCCUUCAAGGAACGGCCUAUAAGGACAGUCUCAUCCUUGGACCUGACAUAGCCGGUUAUAAAGACAAGUACAUUAAAACCUUCCUGUCCCAUGGUGGAGCCAGUGUCAUAGACGUAUUGACCAUCAAUCAUUACUACUUUGAUGGACACACCGCCAAACUGAAAGACUUUUCUAACUAUUCUAUAAUGGAUCAUCUUAUACCUGAACUACAGACAGUGAUGAGUACGAUCCGAAGCUAUAAUGGUCUGGUGGCGUGGUUAGGAGAGACAUCGUCCGGCUAUGGGGGUGGCACACCUGGCAUAGGCAACAGAUAUGUGGCUGGCAAUCUGUGGCUUGAUAAACUUGGUGUAUCAGCAAAAUACGGCUUAAAAAGAGUCCUUCGCCAGUCACUCUUCGGAGGGCAUUAUUCACUUAUUGACAAUAACAACGACCCUACCCCCGACUACUGGUUGACGCUUCUUUACAAGAGACUUGUUGGCAACAAGGUAUUUGAUGUUCCAUCUUCAUCUAACAACCUCCGUCUGUAUGCCCACUGCACGAACCUUAACAACGUGUACAACUACAUGCCUGGCAGUAUAACAGUGUAUGCCCUUAACCUAAAUAGUGACCCCGUAAUCCUUACCAUAUCGGAUCUCAACAUCAAAAGCGUGGACAUAUUCUGGCUGACUCCAGAGGGAGGAGAUUUGAAAUCACAAAAAGUACAGCUCAAUGGCAAGACACUGGAACUUGUCCACAACCACAUACCACACAUGACACCAAAAACUUUGGGAACUGGGACAAUGAGAGCACCUGGAUUUGGGUUCAUCGUUAUUCCCGACGCCAACAUAGCGGCAUGCCGCCCACAAAGCCAUGGUCCCAUUAUCGGAUAAUUGAACCAGCAUUCUG